This is a messenger RNA of Elephantulus edwardii (Cape elephant shrew), 2049 nucleotides long. RefSeq names its product protein S (alpha) (gene PROS1). Gene Ontology annotation, molecular function: calcium ion binding. The record is from RefSeq and is a predicted model, not a curated record. The transcript has 15 exons. Gene Ontology annotation, cellular component: extracellular region. The coding region runs from base 1 to 2049 and encodes 682 amino acids. NCBI's taxonomy places the organism in Eukaryota, Metazoa, Chordata, Mammalia, Macroscelidea, Macroscelididae.
AUGAAGGUUACGGGUGGGCGCUGCGCGGCGCUGCUGGCGUGGCUCGCCUUCGUGCUUUGCGUCUCAGAGGCAAACUUUUUGUCAAAGGAACGUGCUUCACAAGUCCUGAUUAGAAGACGUCGGGCAAAUGCUUUAUUUGAAGAAACGAAAAAGGGUAAUCUUGAAAGGGAAUGCAUUGAAGAACUAUGUAAUAAAGAAGAAGCCAGAGAGAUCUUUGAAAAUGAUCCUGAAACAGACUAUUUUUAUCCAAAAUAUUUAGUUUGUCUUGGCAAUUUCCGAGCUUCAUCAUUCAGUGCUUCACGUCAGUCAACUAAUGCUUAUCCUGACAUGAGGAGCUGUGUCAAUGCCAUUCCAGACCAGUGUAAUCCUUUGCCAUGCCAUGAAAAUGGAUAUAUGAGCUGCAGAGAUGGCCAAGCUACAUUCACAUGCCUUUGUAAAUCAGGUUGGCAAGGAGAGAGAUGUGAAUUUGAUAUAAAUGAAUGCAAAGAUCCCUCAAAUAUUAAUGGAGGAUGCAGCCAGAAUUGUGAAAAUACACCUGGAAGUUACCACUGUUCCUGUAAAAGUGGUUUUAUGAUGCUUCCAAAUAAAAAAGACUGUAAAGAUGUGGACGAAUGCUCUCUAAUGCCAAGUAUUUGUGGCUCCGCUGUGUGCAAGAAUAUCCCUGGAGACUUUGAAUGUGAAUGUCCUGAAGGCUAUGAAUACAAUCUCAUUUCAAAGUCGUGUGAAGAUAUAGAUGAAUGUUCUGAGAAUAUAUGUAAUCAACUUUGUAUUAAUUACCCUGGAAACUAUUCAUGUUAUUGUGACGGGAAGAAAGGAUUUAAACUUGCUCAAGACCAGAAGAGCUGUGAGGAUAUUCCAGUCUGCCUUCCUUUGAACCUUGAGAAAAAUUUUGAAUUACUUUAUUUGGCAGAGCAGUUUGUAGGGGUGGUUUUAUAUCUGAGAUUUCGUUUGCCAGAAAUGACCAGUUUUUCAGCUGAAUUUGAUCUUCGGACAUAUGAUUCACAAGGUGUUCUACUGUAUGCAGAAUCUCUUGAUCAGUCAGGUUGGCUCCUGCUUGCACUUCGUGACGGAAAGAUUGAAAUUCAGUUUAAGAAUGAAGAGACAACUAAAAUCACCACUGGGGGCAAAGUUAUUAGUGAUGGUCUAUGGCAUAUGAUCUCUGUGGAAGAAUUAGAAGAUAGUAUUAGUGUUAAAAUAGCUAAUGAAGCUGUGAUGAACAUAAAUAAACCUGGAAGCCUUUUUAAGCCUACAAAUGGAUUUCUCGAAACCAAAGUAUACUUUGCAGGAUUUCCUCGGAAGGUGGAAAAUGCACUCAUUAAACCGAUUAAUCCUCGUCUAGAUGGAUGUAUACGAGGCUGGAACUUGAUGAAUCAAGGAGCUUCAGGAGUAAAGGAAAUUAUUCAAGAAAAACAAAAAAAACAUUGUCUUAUCACUGUGGAGAAGGGGUCUUUCUAUCCUGGUUCUGGAGCUGCUCAAUUUAAUAUAAAUUAUAAUAACGUGUCCAAGGCUGAGAGCUGGCAGAUAAAUGGGACCUUAAAUAUCCGCCCAUCCACAGGUACUGGUGUUCUAUUUUCCUUGGUUUCUGGCAAAACAGUACCCUUUGCCUUGGCCUUGGUGGACUCCAUCUCUGGAAAGUUUCAGGAUAUCAUAGUGUCUGUGGAAAAUACAGUAAUAUCUCGAAUAGAGGCUGUAAAUUUAUGUUCCAAUCAACAAUCUCAUCUGGAAUUCAGAGUCAACAAACACAACAUGGAGCUGUCUAAUCCAUUUGGAAAAAGUACCAUCUACUCUGAAGAUUUUCAAAGUCAACUUGCCAUCUUAGACAGAGCAAUGAAGGGAACAGUGGUCACUUAUCUGGGUGGUAUUCCAGAUGUUCCCUUCAGUGCUACCCCUGUGAACGCCUUUUAUAACGGUUGUAUGGAUGUGAGUAUUAAUGGUGUUGAGCUGGAUCUGGAUGAAGCUACUUCUAAACAGAAUGAUAUUAGAGCUCACUCAUGUCCAUCAGUUUUUGAAUACACAGUUUCAGACUUCUUAAGAACAAACAGUUCUUAA